Scatophagus argus is the source of this 5683-nucleotide messenger RNA. RefSeq names its product trichohyalin-like. Gene Ontology annotation, cellular component: cytosol; nucleus. Lineage: Eukaryota; Metazoa; Chordata; Actinopteri; Scatophagidae. The transcript has 13 exons. Bases 415 to 4314 code for a protein of 1299 amino acids. The record is from RefSeq and is a predicted model, not a curated record. Gene Ontology annotation, molecular function: cysteine-type endopeptidase activity; cysteine-type deubiquitinase activity. Gene Ontology annotation, biological process: protein deubiquitination.
GCACUCAAAACUACUUCUGCGGCACUUCCGGGUACAUCAGGUACGGCUCCAGGUGUUUCCAUGGCGACACGCUCUUCACACGCUUUUCUUGCUGUUUUAAUUUUGUUUUUUCUUCGUCGCCGUUCGUGUUCCAGAACAACAACAACAGAGAGGAAAUAUUUUGUGAAUCGUGAUAUAAUCAGAGCAGUGCUGUCUGCUGUCUGUUAGGUGCGGCGCAAGUGAAAGAGAAAGUGUUUUUUAUUUUACGAUAGUCGGAGACACUGGACGUCUAAGGAGAGAGACGCACUUGGAUUUCCAACAGCAUGCGGGAAUGUCUCGGAAAUCUGAAUCUUACAAUUGAACGUAUCGGUUUGUUGUCAACAACUGGUUGCCGAUUCUCUGCAGCGUGACAACAUCGUCAAAAGGGAAAUCAAGAUGGAUUUCUCGAGAGAAGAUCGUGGGGAUAAGCCCCACCACGGCCUGUACAACCAAGGGGCGACGUGUUACCUGAACUGUGUGCUGCAGGUGCUCUUCAUGACCAAAGACUUCAGAGCAGCUGUGGAAAGGCUCGAGGAAGAUCUCCUAAAGACCUUGUUUCGUGAUUUAAAAAGUGGACCUGCACGCACCACGCAAAUCACAAACAAGCUGGGCAUCGACAGAGUGUACGAGCAGCGUGAUGCGGCCGAGUACCUUGUGAAGAUUUUAGGUCUGACCAGUCCUGAGGCCUCACAGAUCUUUCACGGCGUUUUGACAGACCAGACCAAAUGUUCUGCGUGUUCUGCGGAGACCAACUUCGAUGGGCCCUUUUGGCACCUUCCGCUUCCAUUGUUAGAUUCCUACGGCAGACACUACGGCGUGGUGGAUGGCAUUGAGGAGUUUUUCAGAGCUUCAAAAUGCACUGGAGAAAACCAGAUGUACUGUGACGAUUGUGAUGCCAAGACUGACGUUACUGUUAAAAGUGUAAUGAAGCAUCAUCCAGAGGUUUUGAUACUGCUGCUGAAGAGGUUUUAUUUUGACUACCACCACAUGACUUAUGUCAAAAACUGCUGCACUGUGGAUGUUCCCUGCACCCUGCAGAUACCAGAGAAUCAGAUGUAUGAACUGUAUGCAGUUGUGGAUCACUCUGGGAACCUUCGGAGUGGACAUUACACUGCAAGAAUAAAGGAUGAUGAGAGAUGGUAUGAGUUCAAUGACAGCACAGUCAGGCUGCUUAGGUACCAGCCAUUCCAGGUGGAUAACUUUGAGAGAUCCAGCAAUGCUUAUCUUCUUUUUUACAGGAAAAGAAAUGAUAACUGUGAUCAAGACAUCACAGAGUUGUCUCCUCCUGGAGAUUUACUGCCUGCUACCACUGAUACUGAUGACCAAUGUCAAGGUGCUGUACAGAUGAGAGAGGAAGAGGAAGCUGGGGGGACUUCUCAAGAUCUUGAUGACACAUCAGUGGCUGUUUCCACAAAUGAAAAUGAAGAAACAGGAAGUGAAGACGUAGUCAGACCUGAAGGGGUCAGGCUGCCACCUGACCCCAAGUAUAAUGUAGAGGAUGAGGAUAACAGAGUUUAUGCCAGGCAGAGGACACCGUACAAGCAGCAGGAGAAUAUGGAUGUAAUGAAUUCUACUCUUCAAAAUGGAGAUGAAGACAAAUUAAUAACAGACAAUAAGGAGGACAUGGGAGGAAAUGCAGAUGACCAGGCAGAAAUGAGAGAAGGUCAGGCUGAAGAUGAUGUCAAGGAUCAGGAUAAAGACAGUGGAAGUUUAGAUGAUGUUAGACAGAGGAGACCACAGGAGGCUCUGGAGGGAAAUGACCUGCACAACACAUCAAACAUCAAUCAGAGUGAUAAAGUCGGUGACAUGAGCGUGAGACAGGAAUGUCCUGAACAAGUUUGUGUGGACAUGCAGAGGGAUGAGGAUGUUAGGAGAGCCGAGGAUGCACAGACUGAAGGGCGUGAGAGUGAAGGGUUACGUGAUGUUAGCGAGAACGUAAAUGAAGAUAAGACAAGAAGACGAGAUUUUGGCCUUAAAGCUUUUACUGAUGACGGGGAACAGAGAAAUGAAGAAAGGAUGGAAAUAUAUGACAUUGUAGGCAAGGAAGGAACAACUGGAGUGGAUGACAGGCAAAUAAAACAUGACCAGUGCAUUCAGAACUUUAUAAGAGCUGAUGAUAGGAAACAGAAUGUGACAGAAGACGAUCAGGGGCUCAAACGCAGAAGCAGUGGGAGGGAUGAAAUAUGGGAGCAAAAGAAAGAGGAGGAGAAGAGGGAUAUUCAGACAGUCGAGCAGCAAGAGAGAGCAGAUGAUGAACGUGCAAAAUGGAGUGUGGAGAGGCAGACCAAAGAGCAGGGAAACGAGAGAGAUGAAAAUAUUCUAAAUGGAGCAGACUCUUCUGCUUGGCAAGCAGGAUCUGCAGGAAGUAGAAGAGUUGGCAGAGUGGGGAGAGCAGGACCUCAAGAUAAUGAACAUGCAGUGGAAGGAAGGCUUGAUUCAGAGAAGAUGAGCUCCAGUGAAGUUAUGAGAGCUGAGGGAGAAAUUAAGGAAAGCCCUGGUGGCACACUAAGAAGCCCUGAAAUAAAACACAGAAGUAUUGAAGAACCCUCAUGGCAGGACUCCUUGUUAGGGGGUGUUUCCAGGUUAAGACUGAGUGAGCCUUGCCAGAGCCAAGGAACGGAGAGAUCCAGCAAUGCUGAUCUUUUUUACAGGAAAGGAAAUGAUGACUGUGAUCAAGACAUCACAGAGUUGUCUCCUCCUGGAGAUUUACUGCCUGCUACCACUGAUACUGAUGACCAAUGUCAAGGUGCUGUACAGAUGAGAGAGGAAGAGGAAGCUGGGGGGGCUUCUCAAGAUCUUGAUGACACAUCAGUGGCUGUUUCCACGAAUGAAAAUGAAGAAACAGGAAGUGAAGACGUAGUCAGACCUGAAGGGGUCAGGCUGCCACCUGACCCCAAGUAUAAUGUAGAGGAUGAGGAUAACAGAGUUUAUGCCAGGCAGAGGACACCAUACAAGCAGCAGGAGAAUAUGGAUGUAAUGAAUUCUACUCUUCAAAAUGGAGAUGAAGACAAAUUAAUAACAGACAAUAAGGAGGACAUGGGAGGAAAUGCAGAUGACCAGGCAGAAAUGAGAGAAGGUCAGGUUGAAGAUGAUGUCAAGGAUCAGGAUAAAGACAGUGGAAGUUUAGAUGAUGUUAGACAGAGGAGACCACAGGAGGGUCUGGAGGGAAAUGACCUGCACAACACAUCAAACAUCAAUCGGAGUGAUAAAGUCGGUGACAUGAGCGUGAGACAGCAAUGUCCUGAACAAGUUUUUGUGGACAUGCAGAGGGAUGAGGAUGUUAGGAGAGCCGAGGAUGCACAGACUGAAGGGCGUGAACAGUCAGAAAUCAGAGAAGCCUCAACAAGACACUUCGACAGAGAGACAGAGAGUGAAGGGUUACGUGAUGUUAGCGAGAACGUAAAUGAAGAUCUGAGGGAUACUCAGAAAAUUGGACAAGAUUAUGGCCUUAAAGCUGUUACUGAUGACAGGGAACAGAGAAAUGAAGAAAGGAUGGAAAUAUAUGACAUUGUAGGCAAGGAAGGAACAACUGGAGUGGAUGACAGGCAAAUAAAACAUGACCAGUGCAUUCAGAAGUUUAUAAGAGCUGAUGAUAGGAAACAGAAUGUGACAGAAGACGAUCAGGGGCUCAAACGCAGAAGCAGUGGGAGGGAUGAAAUAUGGGAGCAAAAGAAAGAGGAGGAGAAGAGGGAUGUUCAGAGAGUCGAGCAGCAAGAGAGAGCAGAUGAUGAACGUGCAAAAUGGAGUGUGGAGAGGCAGACCAAAGAGCAGGGAAACGAGAGAGAUGAAAAUAUUCUAAAUGGAGCAGACUCUUCUGCUUGGCAAGCAGGAUCUGCAGAAAGUAGAAGAGUUGGCAGAGUGGGGAGAGCAGGACCUCAAGAUAAUGAACAUGCAGUGGAAGGAAGGCUUGAUUCAGAGAAGAUGAGCUCCAGUGAAGUUAUGAGAGCUGAGGGAGAAAGUAAGGAAAGCCCUGGUGGCACACUAAGAAGCCCUGAAAUAAAACACAGAAGUAUUGAAGAAUCCUCACAGCAGGACUCCUUGUCAAACAAGCUUUCUGGUUUAAGACUGAGUGAGCCUUGCCAGAGCCAAGGAACUGCAGAGCCAGUAGGAGCCCAACAGGAGAACAAGACAAAGAGUACACUUUAUUCAAAUACCAAAAAAGAAAAAGAAAAAAAAAGAAAAGCCAGUGGACACCAUGAGAGCAGCUCAGAAGGAAAAAAAAGACGGAGAAAAACUCCAAUGUGUUUUUCUUGUAUAGGGCCGAAAAAUGCAGAGCUGACUUCAGAUUCGGAAUAAGAUGAAGUACGAGACCAUAUAAAGUGAGAGAGGGAGGGUUGUUUUAAAUGAAAGUGCUGAUUUAUUUCAUUUAAUUUUAUUUCGUCAGUCAUGUGAUAGAACUUGACUUUAACAAAAAUGUCAGGGCAAGGAAAACCAAGCUCACAUUCAUAUUCUGUUCAUUUGAAAUUCAGUGACACACUUUUUCUUCUAAUAUUUGUUUUUCUAAUGUUAUGGAUGUUAUAUAUUUUAUGUUGAUCAGUUUGAACUGUUGUGUGGCCAUUUACCUUUGUGUUGUUUAUAUGAUACUGGUGAUAAAUGCUGGUUAUGAUGGCAGGAGAGAAGGGUCCCGUUAAACAAUAUAUUUUGAGCUUUAUGAUCAGUAUGACAUGUGACCCCUUCUUUGAUUAGACUCUCAUGGAAAAAAUUCCAGGGAAAAAUAUCCUUUAAGGGGUAAAUUUCAAGAAAGAAGGAAAUCAUGUGCAGAGCGUCAACAAAAAUAUCAUUAAAAUUACAAAAAACAAGUGUUUAUGAUUAAUGCUAAAUAUGAACGUGGUUGCAUUGUCCUUCUCUUUCAUAAUCACAGAAAUUGCCUUUUGGGGGGCAGAAUGACACUGAUUAUUAGCUCUGACUCUCUGUCGCUUCAACAUGAUUGGUCAGUCUUGUGCCUUACUGCCUGAACUCCACCUGAAACCUGUUCUGAGAAGAACUUCAUAUCAGGGAACCAAUCUCAGAGAUACAAAUACCUUUUCUCUAAGGCAGACACCUGCCCUCAACAAAGCAGUCAAGAAAACAACUCUAACAGCCUUGGUUGUGUCCCUGUUCCUUCCUUUCCUUCCUUUCCUUCCUGUUGAACAGCACUGAGAAUUUCACUUUCGGUCUCUCACAUGGUUACAAGAAAUCACAUGACACCCAGUCAGUCUGUAUUUUUAAUGGUGCUGAAGCUAUAAACUCUGUGUGAUGACUGAUUGCAAUGUGUUAUUUUGCAAUUUUACAUCAUCCUGUUUGUACUACGUGUGGACAAGCUUGUAAAGAAGUAUUGGUCUCAUCACCUGUGAUCGCUUCUGGGAAUAUUCAGAACCAUUAUCAGGUUAACAACAAUGUACACCAUGUGGUGCAUCUUUUUGAAAAUCCACCCUGAUAGUCUUUAUCUUCUGUAAGAUUACAUAAACAAACAAACAAAAACAAGGACUCACACAAACAAAAAUUGCUUUCUGUUUAAACUUCAGCUGUCUGAUGUUCACAUUUGAAAUGUGUGACUUUUGCACAUAAUCUUCGACUCACUGAAAAAUAUGCUCACUGAAUUUUGGCUUCAUCACUUCACUGAGAAUUUUGACGAAACGCAACCUCCUUUUCUGAUUAAUUAUUAAAUCUUUAAUGACAUCAAGUG